UAUUAUUAUUGCAAGGCGUCUGCUAGAGCUUAGAAGUUAGAAUUUUGAAAGUUAUAAGACUUUUUGAUUGAAAGUUGGUAUCUUGAACUUUGUUUAUUGUGCUAGUGAAAGACUUACGAGGUUAAAAUGGCACCAGCAAUAAAAGAAAAAGCUUGGUCGACAUUACAAAUAGAAAAUUUAUUGGAUGAAUAUAUGGCUAGAAAGGGUGUUAUUCUUGGUGCCUUGAGGCCGGGUUUUACCAAAUAACACAAAAAACGUGCUUGGAAAGCAAUUGUAGAAACCUUAGGACAUGCCUGCCCUGAUGAACCAUUUCAUGAUGUUAAGGAGACGAAGAAGAAAUUUGCUAACAUCAAAGCAAUAGCAACUGCUAAUAUUGCUGAAUGUAAUCGUAGUUUGAGUGAGACAGGAGGUGGCCAACAAGUAAUUCUUAAACCGUUGCAUCUUAAAAUGCUGAAUGAACUCUUUGGCCUCGUCUUUGGCAAAACCAAUGCUGUCCUUGCAGGCUCUAUUCCAGGAGGGGUGCAGUCUGAAACUCGUAUCAGUGACCCAACUCAAGAGCUUAUUGGAAGAUCCAACAAUGAAAAGGAUGCGCCGAGUAUUCACGAUUCUGAGCCCCUUCCUUCAUCAUGCUCUAAUAAUGAACACGUAGAGAUUGCAUCAGACAUAUAUCGUGAUGAUCCCGAAUUAGAAAUGGCUAUGACAAUCUGUAAUCGCAAAUCUUUUGAAGAGUUCCAAGAAGACGAAGAUGAUUACGAAGCCAAUUCCCCUACUUGUAGUUUACGUGAGGCAGUUAAUCGUUGUAAACGUCAACGAUGCGAAAAAUCUGAUAUGUCUUCAUCAAAACGUCUUGUUCGUGAUAGGCUUGACGUUCUUAAUUCCACCAUAUUAGCACGUAAACUAAUGGGUGACCCCAUUAGAGACGAUGAAAUCCCGAAGAUCUCUACGAUAUCAUGUAUGGAAAGACUAAAGAUUCAAUCUAAUACACAACAACACGUCUAAUACGUAAA
Daphnia pulicaria is the source of this 1007-nucleotide messenger RNA. RefSeq lists its product as uncharacterized. The record is from RefSeq and is a predicted model, not a curated record. NCBI's taxonomy places the organism in Eukaryota, Metazoa, Arthropoda, Branchiopoda, Diplostraca, Daphniidae. Bases 448 to 999 code for a protein of 183 amino acids. The transcript is spliced from 4 exons.